AUGAGACUCUCCCUCUUCCUCUCGGCCGUCUCCCUCGGCGUCGGCGCCAUACCCUGUCUGCUGUCGGCCAUCUCGAACUCGACGUGCAAGCCGACGGACCUCGAAUGCCUCUGCGCCGACGAUCGGGCCCAGGACGACGCCGGCCGCUGCAUCAAGGCCAAGUGCCCGCUCUCGGAUGCUCUCUCGGCGCAGAACACGACGCUGAGCUCGUGCAACGUGCCGUCGCAGGAUCGUUCGCAGGAGUACGUCAACAUUGUCAUUCCGCUGGGCGUCUUCGCCCUCGUCUUCACCGUCACGCGUCUCGUCUUCAAGCGAUUCUUCAGCGCCGCCAAGCGGCUCUGCCCCGACGACUGGGCCAUCCUCGGCACCGUCGUCAUCUGCAUCCCCGCCAUGGUCAUCGACGUCGAGGGCCUCGCGGCGCACGGGCUCGGCCGGGACAUUUGGACGCUGACGACGUCGGACAUUUCGACGUUUGCCCUCUACUUUUACGUCAUGGAGAUUCUCUACAUUGCGAGCAUCUCGCUCAUCAAGCUCAGCCUCUCGCUCUUCUACCUGCAGCUCUUCUCGGGCGCCGUGGUGCGCGUGCUGCUCUGGUGCACGGUCGGCGUGAACGUGCUGUUUGGCUUCGUCUUCAUCAUCGUGGCCAUCUUCCAGUGCACGCCCGUGAGCUACUACUGGAACCAGUACGUCGACGCGAACCCGGGCGGCCAAUGCAUCAACAUCAACCUCGUCGGCUGGCUGAACGCGGCCAUUGGCGUGCUGAUCGAUCUGUGGAUGAUUGGCCUGCCGCUGACGCAGGUCAUGACGCUCCGGCUGCACUGGAAGAAGAAGGUGGGCGUCAUCAUCAUGUUUCUGUUUGGAACCUUCAUCACCAUCGUCUCCAUCCUCCGGCUGCACUCGCUCAUCUACUUUGCGACGUCGGACAACCCGACGUGGGACCUCUGGACGCCGGCGGUGUGGUCGGUCAUCGAGGUCAACGUGGGCAUGAUCUGCACCUGCCUCCCGGCCCUCCGCCUCAUGCUCGUCCGCCUCUUUCCCAAAAUCUUUGACGGCUCACGCUCGACCUCGUACGCGCACGGAACGAGCAGCUCGCAGGACAGGAGCGCCGCGCGUUGGAGCAAGAGUCGGCCGGAGGAGGCGGCCAUGUCGGGCAUGGAAUCGCACGGCGAGGCGGCGGCGGUUCCGUCGGACGAGCCGUAG
Molecule: messenger RNA, 1200 nt
Organism: Drechmeria coniospora
Lineage: Eukaryota; Fungi; Ascomycota; Sordariomycetes; Hypocreales; Ophiocordycipitaceae
Exons: 4
Coding region: 1-1200 (399 amino acids)
Source: RefSeq, a predicted model, not a curated record